AUGUCUAGGGACCCCAGUCUGGAACGGUCAUCCUCCGAGGCCUCGUCAUUUGUCACGGAGAAGCUGCCUCACACGAAUAAUGUGAUCCGAGGUCAGGAGAACGUCUAUUCUGUCGGCAGGAAAAUCGCCUCAGGGCGUUAUGGGGCUGUCUAUGAGGUAAGUUAAAACACUCUUGGCUUUUCAAUAUUAAUUUAUAGGUUCUUCGGCGAGGAGAUGGAAAACAUUUCGCGGCCAAGUUGGAAGUGUCCGAUACCCACUUCCAUGGAUUAAACAUGGAUUACAACGUUCUUAAGGAAGCAAAUAAAGCUAAACUCGCCCAUUUUUGUCAACUAAUCGACCGAGGAAAGAUCGAAGGUCACUUUAAGUUCAUGAUAAUGCAAAUGGUGAGCCUAUCCUUUCCACCAUUUUCAUGAUGAUUUCAGCUGGGACCAAACCUGGACAAACUUCGACAAGAAUUCCAAGCCAACCGUUUCUCAGCACCAACUGCCUUGAGGCUAGGAUUGGAGAUGUUGAGUGCCUUAGAAGAGAUCCAUUCCAUUGGAUUUGUGCACAGGGAUGUUAAGGUAGGCAUAGCGUCCAGAUAUAACCUUAUCAAAAAAAAUUUCAAGCCGUCCAAUUUCGCCGUCAACUACGAAAUGGGCGAAUGGAAUGUGUAUAUGAUCGACUUCGGGCUCUGCCGGCAAUACAAAUCAAAGAACGGCGACAUCAAACCGGCUCGUGACCAGGUCCAAUUCCGAGGAACACAACGUUACGCCUCUCUGAAUGCUCACAAUGGCAUCGAACAGUCGCCUCGGGAUGAUCUCGAGAGCUGGUUUUAUGUGUUGGUGGAGUUCCUGACUGGAGAAUUACCCUGGAGUAUAUACAAAAAGAGGGAACGAGAGAUGGCCAAGAAGGCCAAAGAGCUCGCAAGAACCUCUGAAGGAACCGCCGAACUUCUACAAUAUUGUCCAAGGGUAAGUAAAAAUUGAUGGAAACAAAAUGUCAAUUUAGACGGAAUUCCGGCGGAUUAUGAAGUACAUCGAUGGGCUCGGAUACCUGAGUCAUCCGGAUUACACUUUCCUCCGGGAUCUAAUUCAAUUGGCUAUGAAAAACAAUGACAUCAAAGCUGAUCAACUGUUCGAUUGGGAAUAUGAAUCUGAAGAAUCUGAUGGAGAAGCCAUCGAAGGAUCAUCUAAAAACCCAGAAGACACUACUGUAGCCAUGAAUGGGCUGUGCGAUAAGUUAGAUCGAAUGGUCCAGACUGUCAACGGAAAGGAUAAUGGAAAUCCCGCCUGA
Bursaphelenchus xylophilus (pine wood nematode) is the source of this 1275-nucleotide messenger RNA. NCBI's taxonomy places the organism in Eukaryota, Metazoa, Nematoda, Chromadorea, Rhabditida, Aphelenchoididae. The record is from the annotation of a GenBank genome assembly.